UUAUUACAUUUCAAAUAGAUAUAAAUGUUCCUGAUCGAUAUCAUAUUCUUUGCUAUAAAAUAAAAUACAAUUUGUGCUAAAGGAAUUUUCCUAUCAGUGCAAAAUCAGUAAUAGAGUCAUUAACGUAACAUUACGUGAAUGUGUGAAAAAUAUGCGAUAUGAAAAGAUAGGUAUAUACUUCAAUGAGAAGGUCAUAGAGUAGGGGAAUAUGAUUAGAUAGUGUUUCCAUUAUUAUUUCUUUAUAGUUCUACGUGUUUUCUUUUUCUUUACCGAAGUUAAAUUAUUAUUUCAUAAACUAUUUUAUCUUACAUUUUACUACAUUAAAAUAAUUUACAAAGUGCAUUUAAUGAUAAGUUAUAAAGUAUAAUUUAUUUUUCGACCAAAAUCUACAUUUCAACAAUAUGGCAACAUUAGAUGUAAAAAAAUUGAAAUUUACAUGCAGACCGCUACAUGUACCAAGUCUUAAUGAAAUAAAAACUGUUUUAGAAGAAGGAUUAUCUACAAAUUUUGCUGAAGUUAAAGUGGAAGUUGUGAAUUGUCCAGACUUAACAAAAGAACCAUUUUUACUUUCUGCUUCAGGUUUAAGUGGCAAUCCUACCAUUUUUGAAAUUGGAGGUCCAUCUUACCUGUUGCCUAUUGUUCAAAAGGAUAAGUUAUAUGAUGUUCAUGAGCUUUUGAAACACAUAAACUAUUCUGAUAAGUCUUUUGUUAUCGGUGCAGGAGCUGGGCCAUGGCCGUAUAUAAAUUCUAAUUGUGAAUUAAUGAUGAAUUUAGUCAUUUCAUCAUCUGGAAUAAAGAAUGAAACACGCAUUGCUUCAGUUGAUAAAUCAAGUGGAAAUUGUAAACUUGAAACAUUAAAUGGUAAUGAAACGCGACUUGCACUAUUAGCAAAUCUUUUUAUAAGUAAAGGUGAAACAGGAUCCGUUUUAAAAGUGCAUGUUAAGAGGCGCACUGGCAAGGAUGACUUCAUAGCUUGUAUGCAAAAAGCACUUGCACAUCAUUAUAAAGAUAAACUUGUUGGCUUCGGUGGAACAUUUUUAAUCAACGAAGGAAAAGUAAAACAGCAUGUUAUGCCAGAUUUUUCUACUACACCAUUAAACAAUUUACAACAACUAGAUGAUUGGUUAAAUUUUUACAAUAUGUCAACUCCUCUUGUAGCUGUUGGUACAUUUGUAAGCUCAGAAACAGAUUUGGAUCUGAGAGUACAACAUUUUCACAGUUUUUCACAUCAUGGUGAAGGAGGACAUUAUCAUAUCGACACUACUCCUGAAACCAUAGAAUAUUUGGGAUAUUUUAAUUUAGGAAAUAAUUUAUAUCGUAUUGAUCAACCGGCCAAGAGUUUAAAAUUUGGAAAGGACUAACUUACUGUAUGCAUAUAAAUUAUUGGUUUUACCCCACACACACAAUACAAGUGUAAUAUUAGAAUAUUCAGUAAUAAAGGUACUGGUGAUAUAUAUAUAUAUUUAAAAUACUGAAAAUUCUUAUAUUACUUAUAAGGCAAUUCAAAAUUUAUAUAGUUUUAUUUUAUUUGUGUACGUGUGGGUACAUACACAGGUAAUAUAAUUAUACUUAUUGACAAUAAUAUAUUUUACAUUUGUCAUGAAAUACAUAUUAAAAUAUGUAGACAUGCAUUAUACCAUAAAAAAUUAAUAAAAAUAUAUUU
Polistes canadensis is the source of this 1663-nucleotide messenger RNA. RefSeq names its product ester hydrolase C11orf54 homolog. The record is from RefSeq and is a predicted model, not a curated record. Gene Ontology annotation, cellular component: nucleus. The transcript has 6 exons. Bases 402 to 1361 code for a protein of 319 amino acids. Lineage: Eukaryota; Metazoa; Arthropoda; Insecta; Hymenoptera; Vespidae. Gene Ontology annotation, molecular function: hydrolase activity, acting on ester bonds; zinc ion binding.